AUGAUGUCAGGAACCCUAGAACAGGGUUUUGUGGGUUUUAAACCUAGCCAGACUGAAAAGUCUUGUAAGAAAAUCCCUGAAGAAAAUGAUUAUGUGUCUGUGUGUAGUCGUAGUAAUAAAUGUUCGACAAACGAUGUAUAUAACGCUGGCCCGGAUGUAAAUGUAAAUGUAAAUGAUGUAAAAUUAGCUGGGAUAUUAGGUGAAGGGAGCAAAAGAGAAUCUACGGUUAGUGAUGGUGUUGCUGGAAAUAAUGAGCUCAAUAAAGGGUGUGGCUCGGUUAUUUUUCCCGAUCAUAAGAUGUCAGUUUUAGCGAGUUUCGAUGAAAGAAUCAAUAAAGACGUGCCAAAUGUGGGUUUUCAAGUUGGUAAGUUUGAGGAAUGUGUCAUAAAAAGCGAUGAUGUGUCUCUUUGUCCCGAGCCCAGUUCGCCCACGGAUAUAGAAUUUUCCGGAGAAGGUAUUAACUUGUUCGUGGAAGUUUCUGGCCCAUUGGAUGUGAAGGAGGAAGUUAAAAAAGAUAGUUUGCUCGAAAAAAAUGGAGAAAACACUAAUAAAAAUUUAAUUUUCAAGAAUGAAAGGGCAAACGAAUGCACGUUUGCUGUGGGGGACUUGGUUUGGGCUAAAACCCAAACCCCACUUUGGUGGCCCGGGAUAAUAUCCGACCCGUCAAUAAACAAAGCGAAAUCCGAUAAAAAAGGUGCCUUCCUCCUCGUCAAAUACUUUGGGCAUGCAAAUCUCAUCUGGUGCAGCAAUUCGGACCUGAAGCCAUUUAUCGAGUAUUACGAACAGCUGUCCAGGCAGAACACUUCUAGAAGCUUCCGUGGCUCGGUCGAGAAGGCUUUGUCUGUGUUCGGUCAACGUGUGAAGUCAAAGAUGACAUGCCCUUGCUUUUCGAAAGAAAAUUUUACACCAAUGGAUACAAAAGGUAAAAAAAUCGAUGAUGAUGUUCUGUCCUUGUCUUGUUUUGAUCCUGCAUCAUUUUUGAAGUGUGUCCGAAAAUUUGCCAGCUCGAGUUGUUCACCUGAUAAAAUCGAGUUGACGGUGGUGAAAAAUCGGCUCUCAUCGUUUUACCUUUCAUCAGGCCAUCGUGAGCUUCCUAUGCAGGUAGUCUGUGCUCGGGACGUGUCGUUGGAUGAAGUCAAAGUUGAAGGCUGUAAUUAUAGUUAUGGAGGCCGUGAAAAAUCAUCGAGGGUUAAAAAGAAGAGAAUCCCGAGCGAUUAUGAUGACCUUGCUUCUGCGGAUAAACUAUCUUCUUCCAGCUCUCAUAGGGAAAGGAAAAAGAACAAGUUUUUAUCCUAUCCUUUUGUGAAAGUGCAUCAUGUUGUGAGUAAAUCAGACGAUAUUAAUGCUCCUUCUUCCGAACUGUUAGCCGAACUCCGCUCGACUGUUUGCGAUCCGCUUAAUCUCAAAGGAAGCAAAUAUUCUGAUUCGUUCGAGAGGUUUUACUAUAGUUUUCGGUGGUAUGCUUUUCUGAAUGGUGAUAUAGCCGAUAAGGAGGAGGGUCGGGUCGAUCAAGAAACGAAACACGAGAAAACCCGCCUCAAGAUUUCUUGCAAGGAAACUAAACGGCAGAAGAAGAAGAAAGGAACUAAGUCGGUGAAGAAAAAAGAAUCCGAAAUUUCAUGUCCGAAUGUCGAUUCGGUCAGCAAAUUACCAAACAUUGCUGAAUCUUUCAUAGGUCAAGUGGGGCCCGCUGCUAUAAAUAAGGAGACAUGUCAGCCGGCCGAGAUCGAGAAAAUUUCACCACAAAUGGAGCUCGGAAAUGGAAAUGGAAAUGGAAAUGGAAAGGGCGUUACUAAUAAAAUGUCCGAUUUUUUCGAUUGGGUAGCCCCUGAUAUCGAUGGGGACUCACAAUUACAAACUGAGCCCCCUGAAAUCAUCGACAGCUCAACGUCCGAUGGGACACAUCAGCAGCAAAAACGGGCCCGAAAGGAAGAUCCGGGUGGCAGCCUCAUCUUGAAAUUCGCGCCGGGGGGUUCCGGGUUGCCGUCUAUAGAAACACUGGUCGGAAAAUUUUCAAGAUACGGGCUCGUGAAGGUGUCGGAGAUCCAGGCCCUGAACUCGACCACCAUCGAAAUCCCGUACGAGAGGACUUCCGAUCUGUGUUUUGCUCACCGGAGCCUGGAGAGUGACCGGCCUUUUGGGCCGGAUCUUGCUACUCUGGAGAAAAUGGGAGAUAAAAUCCCGAGUGAUGCAAAAGCCAAGCUGGAAAACGAGAUUCGGGCUUUUCUUGGCAAGAUUGGGAACAUAACCGGAGGCUCGUCAUCGGCUUGA
Molecule: messenger RNA, 2271 nt
Organism: Striga hermonthica
Lineage: Eukaryota; Viridiplantae; Streptophyta; Magnoliopsida; Lamiales; Orobanchaceae
Source: the annotation of a GenBank genome assembly